UGUCGAACUGUCAAUUGCGUUUUUGGAAAAUUUUACAAUUUUUUAUUUUCAGAACGCGGUUAAUUCGCCAAAUUCGACCGAGUUCGAAGGCAUUUUUUCUACCUCGUUAACGUAUCGGAACAUCACGAAAAGCCUAAAAUAAUUAUGACACGUUCAGCCAAAACACAGUACUUAACCUGAUCUAUUUUUAACCGAAUUUUUUAUGGAUUACUCGUUCGAAAAUCACCCAGUUUAGUCAUGGACUCGAUUUUUCACGAAAAGCAAGAGGGUUCCCUCUGCGCCCAACACUGCCUCAACUCCCUCCUCCAAGGGCCCUACUUUACGGCUGUCGAUUUGAGUGUUUGGGGCGAAAAGCUCGACGAAGAAGAGCGCGUUAGGAUGGCCGAGUCGGGUGAAGAGAGUGAAGAAUACCGCAACUUCCUUAAACAGCCAUCGGGCAACAUGGAUGACAGCGGUUACUUUUCCAUCCAAGUGAUCAGCAAAGCCCUCCAAGUAUGGGGGCUGGAAAUAGUGCCUUACACCAGCGCCGACGAGCGCGUCAAAGACUGUGACCCAAGUAAAAUGCAAGCGUUCAUUUGUAACUAUCAGAACCACUGGUUCACCAUUCGAAAGAUUGGUAAUCAGUGGUUCAACCUCAACUCUCUACUCGCCAGACCUGUCUUGAUAUCGGACACGUAUUUGGCUCUGUUUCUAGCUCAAUUAAAGAAUGAGGGCUAUUCCAUUUUUGUAGUGUUUGGUGAACUGCCCCCUUGCACUGCCGAUGAAGUUAUUAGACUUAAUCCUGUUGUGCCACCUAUAAAUAAUACUCCUUCGUGCGAGGAAGAUCCUGAACUGCAAGCAGCAUUAAAGUUAAGUUUAAGUCAAGAGUUUGAAGAGCCUGCCAAUUCGGAAGAAGAAGAACUACAAAGGGCACUUAUGUUAAGUUUGUCAUGUGAUAAUGACGAAGAAUCAAACUUGAGAAAGGCGCUGUUGAUGAGUAUGGACAAUGCAUGACGAGACGCAGUGUAGGUUGUUGUAGGUGAUAAUUUGAAAAAAAGUCAUGUCACACGAGACUGUAGGUGUAUUCAGUUUUUACUAACACACUGAUGCAUGGAUUAUGUCGUAGAUGGAGAAUUUUUUUCUAAUAAAACUAAUCGCAAGAGCUGUUGUUAUUGACCAGAGUUUAUUAUUAUUUUUUUAAUAUAUUAUGGAACUUCAUUUUAUGUUUAAUGUUUAAAAUGUAUUUUUCAACUGUUUUAUUUCUACUUGCUUAUAUGUUUAUAUGUAAAAUGAUGUACCUGCAUUAUAUAUUUUUAAGUUUUGGUGUUUUGUCAUGUUUUAUAUGUUAUAUAAUGAUUCAUGUGACAUCUAUUAUGUACUUAAUUAAAUUAUUUUGUUAUCACUAUUUGUGUCAUUGCACUAAUUAGCAAAAUGAAAAAGCACUUCGUGUAGUUUGAGUUACAUUGAAUUAGUUUGAGGUGAAAUAAGAGUUCAUUAGUUUAAUACUCUGUGGCUACAAAUUAUUUUUAAUUUUAGUUUAUGUACUCGUACAUAUGUUAACAAAAUAACUUGUUGAAAUUAAUAAUAGACAUCACUUGUGUUACUUCUUUUUGUUCCUUUACAAAAUUACAAUACCAGAGUGAAGAUGGGAAAAGUUGUAAGUAUGUGGAGGAAUAAACAGCAACACACAAGACAAGCAAAUGUU
Molecule: messenger RNA, 1684 nt
Organism: Zophobas morio
Lineage: Eukaryota; Metazoa; Arthropoda; Insecta; Coleoptera; Tenebrionidae
Product: ataxin-3-like
Exons: 2
Coding region: 238-993 (251 amino acids)
Biological process (GO): protein deubiquitination
Cellular component (GO): nucleus
Molecular function (GO): cysteine-type deubiquitinase activity
Source: RefSeq, a predicted model, not a curated record